CGCACGGUUUGCUGCGAACCAUCAAAGCAAAGUUGGAUUGUGCGCUUCCGAACUUUGUCUGAACCCAUCCACGCCCACACCUGCUUUGGAGCGGAUGGAUGCAGAUAAAUAGGCUGUCCUCUGCUCUGCGACAGGGUAGACAUCCUCCAUCCAUAAUCGCGCUCCGAGUUUUUCAAGCUUGUCCGAUCUAGCCAUGGGUAAAAGCAAAAGCAAAGGCAACAAGCUCACGGAUGGAGACAAUGAAGGCCACAAGUAUCUGACGGUGUACCGUCCAUACCCGAUGAACGCUGACAUGGACGUCGAGGCUGAUCGCAUGGCCUUUGCCUACUGGAUCGCGAGCUGCAUCGGUAGAGAGAACCUCCUCGCCUUCUUCCACAAGCCCAAGUCUCCGAGCAUGCUCAUCAUCGAAGUCAAUCGGGCUCUUAGGAAUUGCACAGAGAUCCUCGGCGAACAUCGCUGGUCCACGUUCCUCCGCAAUCCAUCGGACGUUGAGAAGACGAUGAGCUCCAAGGUGUUCUUUUGCACAUACUCGACUAGUUGGGGCGUCGAGAAGUAUGGCUGGAAGCGUAUUGAUCUGAUGGACGAGUGGUUCAUAUCGAAGGAGAGCAGUGUCAAGUGGCACCGCAUUAACAAUGUCAUCAAGUAUCCGUACCCGCCCACAGAAAGAUGCGAUCCCCCAAAGGAAGACCUGACAAGAGAAAAUCUCUGCCGCCCGCUUCCAUCCAAGCACCAUCCGCCACCGCCACCGACCCGCGCUCCUCCAGUUGGUUCUCCUGCGUGGCAAAAGGCAAGGGAAGCCGAGGCUCGUGCUCCGUCCAAUCGGGCAGGCACCCCACACGCCCAACAGCAAGAAUACCCGAUUAGUCCCCGGGACAACAAGACUCGUAACCUCGCAGGCUGGGCGCAAGAUAGGUCAUCUUCGUUCCAAGCGACCCUGCCUCCAGGGCUGGUUUCGCCCCCGAGCGCGAUCACGACGCCGGCGUCCAGAUGGAGCAUGGGCCCACCAGGGCUCGUGCGCAGUGUGGGCAGGGCGUCGUCCGGGUCGAGCGAGAGCGAGAGCGGCAAAUCUUCCCCACACACGCCCCAGGACGACGUGCCUAACGAAACGAGGAGC
This is a messenger RNA of Fomitopsis serialis, 1114 nucleotides long. RefSeq lists its product as uncharacterized. Lineage: Eukaryota; Fungi; Basidiomycota; Agaricomycetes; Polyporales; Fomitopsidaceae. The annotation marks the transcript as partial. The transcript is spliced from 6 exons. The record is from RefSeq and is a predicted model, not a curated record.